UUUCAUUUUUUUCCCUUCUCAGAGUUUGAUUGUUAUUCUUGUGUUAAUUUUUUAUUGUUUUGGUUGUUUUUUUUCUUUUUCUUUUUCGUUUAAUUAAUUAGUAUGGUUACUGAUUGUUUUACAUGUAAAUUUGUUCUUCUCGAGAAAUCAAUUGAUUUACCUCAAGAAGAUUGUGACAAUGGUUGUGUCUUUUUUCACUUGAAUUUGGUUGACUUAUUGGAUUCUCAUGGCUUCCAUGAUGGAGAUUGGGUUAACUUGAAUUUGCUUGAUGAUGUUAAUCAUUUAGCCAAAAUUUGUUUCCUCAAACAAUCAAUUAAUUGUUCCACUGAUUGUGCUUUUAUUUCACCUCUUCUUUACUAUAAUCUAUUGGGCUCUGACAAGCAUCUUGACUCUAAUGUUAUCAUGGAUUCAACUUCACUAAAGAUUAGACCGGUUAAUGAUGUAGAGAUUAUCAAAGAGUUUAAUAUUUCCUUGGUUAUAAGUCCAGAUUAUCCACAUUUAAGUGACCUUUUUCAUCUCUAUGAGAAUCUGGUUCAUGAUUAUUUCAGUAAACCAAGAAUUGUCAGACAAAAUGAUAUCAUUGCAAUUGCCAGUUCUAAUAAUCCUGAUUUUUAUCGUCUCUAUGAUGAUCCUGUUUCAAUUCAUUGGCCAAUCAUCUAUUUUUCUGUACAAAAAAUUGACUCAACCACCGUUGGUAAAUGUUUCCAAACUGCACCGGGAAAAACUCACAUCUACAUCUUCGGUAUUGUCCAUUGUCCAAUUCCAUAUGCAGCUAAUCAAUAUUUCAGUGAUAAACCAAAUCUUCCGGUUCCCGAACGAUAUUGUACCACAUUGUGUAACAUGAUUCGACCCUAUUUGUAUCAAUUACGAAAAAGAAUUGGCACCAUUCUCAUCUCAGGCCCAACCGGUUGUGGUAAAUUGUUGAUUAAUCGCAAAGUUGCCUCACGAUUAAAUCUAAACCUCUUUAUCCUUGAGUGUUAUGAUUUACUUGCCGAUACAUCGGUUGCCACUGCUAAAGCUUUAGAAUCUCAAUUGAUUAAAGUGAAAAAUUAUUCUCCUUGUAUCGUUUUCUUGAGAUCCCUUGACCUCCUCUGUUUGGACAAAGAGGACAUACGAGUUGAGGAGGUGAUGAAAAAUUUUCUUGUCUCCUGUCAACGAAAUCGACCCAAUGGUGACCAAGGAAUCAUAUUAAUCGCAUCUACCUCAAAGCCCGUUAAUGAAAUUUUAAGUAAAUUUGGCUUCAUAUUUACAGCAAAUAAUCAUUUGUCCAUCGAUAAUUUAAAUGAAACUGAACGGAAGGAAAUAAUUAACCUAUUACUUAAACCAUGGACUGAAAGUGAAUCUAAUCAAAAGUCAAGGGACGAAGUAGUUAACUCAAUUGCUGGUCAAACCAAUGGCUAUUCUUAUGGUGACCUUACAACCCUUUGUAUUAAACUCAAUCAUUAUGAAGAGACCAAAUUUAUCGAGAUGAUUCCUAGUGUAAUCAAAGAGCACGGAAAGAAAUACGCUCGUUCACUUGGUGCACCGACCGUUCCGAAUGUUUCCUGGUCUGAUAUCGGUGGACUUGAAGAGGCCAAAAAAGAGGUGAUUGAUUGUAUCCAAAGGCCAACUGAUUAUCCGCAACUUCAAAAACCAGGACUUCGCCGUUGUGGUUUCCUUUUAUAUGGACCACCAGGAACUGGAAAAACACUAUUAGCAAAAGCAGUUGCUUCUCAAUUUUCCUACAAUUUUCUAAGUGUCAAAGGACCUGAAUUGAUUAGUGCCUAUGUUGGACAAAGCGAGGAAAAUAUUCGCGCCAUCUUUCAAAGAGCAAUUAAAGCCCGGCCAAGUAUUGUUUUCUUUGAUGAACUUGAUUCUUUAGCUCCGAUGAGAGGUAAAUUUGGCGAUUCUGGCGGUGUGAUGGACAGAAUUGUCUCCCAAAUAGCCUGUGAAAUGGAUAUUGUGGCCAAUUAUUCAAACAUUUUCGUCUUUGGUGCAACCAAUCGACCUGAUCUUCUUGAUUCGGCUUUACUUCGUCCUGGACGUUUCGACCGAUGGGUCUAUGUUGGUCCACCAAGUACUCCAAAGGAAAGGAUCAGUGUUCUUUCAGCAUUAACCAAUAAAUUUAACCUUGACGAUGAACUUGAUUUAAGUACAAUUGAAGCUCAAUUACCUGAAUGUUUAACAGGAGCCGAUUUUUAUUCAAUCUGUUCAACCGCCAUGAUGACGGCUUUACAACGAGCCGUUGAACAGAUUGAAUCAGGUGAAAAGGAAGAGAAAAAAGCUUCAAUUGUGAUAACUGCUGAUGAUUUUGAUUCAGCGUUGAAAAAUUUCACACCAUCAGUAAAGAAAGAGGAAUUGGAUAACUACCAAGCAAUUAGAGCAAGAAUGGAGAGAGAUUAGUUUCAGCAAUUAAGCAGAAACAAAAGCAAUCAACAUCAGUAAACAAUUAACAUAAAUCAAAACCUGUACAGUCAAAUGAUGUAAUAUUUUUCAAUAUAAUAUUUUCAAUCACAACAAACCAUAAUCAAUUGUAA
Molecule: messenger RNA, 2516 nt
Organism: Panonychus citri (citrus red mite)
Lineage: Eukaryota; Metazoa; Arthropoda; Arachnida; Trombidiformes; Tetranychidae
Product: peroxisomal ATPase PEX6-like
Exons: 2
Coding region: 103-2382 (759 amino acids)
Biological process (GO): protein import into peroxisome matrix
Cellular component (GO): cytosol; peroxisomal membrane
Molecular function (GO): ATP binding; ATP hydrolysis activity
Source: RefSeq, a predicted model, not a curated record